AUGAUGCAGGCUGAAGAUGAGAUCAUUUUUUGUUUCUGCUGCCUUAAGGGAAUGGACUGCGCGUAUGAUUUGGAAGAACUAUGUCCAGUUUGCGGGGAUACAGUUUCCGGAUACCACUACGGUCUGCUAACCUGUGAAAGUUGUAAGGGUUUUUUCAAGAGAACGGUUCAAAACAAUAAGAGGUACAAUUGCGCAGAAAACCAAGAUUGCAAAAUUGACAAAACACAAAGGAAAAGAUGCCCAUUUUGUCGUUUUCAGAAAUGCAUCACUGUCGGAAUGAGAUUAGAAGCGGUGCGGGCAGAUCGCAUGCGGGGCGGCCGGAACCAGUUUGGCCCGAUGUACAAGCGGGACCGGGCCCUGAAGCAGCAGAAGAAGGCACAGUUCCAGGCCUCGGGCCUGAAACCGGAACCCAACCCUCUGCUGCCGAUCCCACCCCAAACCGAUUACAUGUUCCCCGCCAGCCCCCACUGCCUCUCCCCCACGCGCAAGGACCCGGCCCAGCCCCUCCCGGCCCCUCUGGGCUACAGCCCCUUCCCCGCGGCAGUCCCCGGCCCAUUACCUGCUCCGUACCAGUACGGCACGGGCUCUUUCCCCGACCGGGCCAUUAAGUCCGAGGUCUCCGACCCCUCCAGCUCUCCAGACUCCCUGGCGGGCUUUGGUUUCCAGGACGACGGCUGCCCGUCGGCGUCGCCGCGGCAACCCGGCGCGGUUGCCACGGCAGCGGGGCUGAUGCUGGAGCUGCUGCACUGUGAGCUGGACCAGGCCCAGGUGAGGGCUCGGAUCCUGGACCACCUGCAGCGGGAGCAGCUGGACCGGGCGGGUGCCUUCGUCCUCAUGUGCCGCAUGGCGGACCAGACCCUCUUCUCCGUGGUGGACUGGGCCCGGAGCUGCACCUUCUUCAAAGAGCUGAAGGUGGGGGAUCAGAUGAAGCUUUUGCAUAACUGCUGGAGUGAGCUGCUACUGCUGGAUCACAUCCACAGGCAGAUACAGCACUGCAAACAGGACAGCGUGCAGCUAGUGACCGGACAGGAGAUUGAAAUCUCUUCCAUCGCUGGCCAGGCGGGGGCGACACUGAGCACCCUGGUGCAGAGGGGUCAGGAGCUGGCGAGGAAACUGCAGGCUCUGCAGGUGGACCGUGGAGAGGUCACCUGCUUCAAGUUCCUCAUCCUCUUUAACCCAGACGUGAAGUUUCUGGAAGGGCAGCAGUUCGUGGAGAGCGUACAGGAGCAGGUGAAGGCCGCUCUGCUGGAGCACACGCUCAGGAGCCACCCGCGCUCCCUGGACCGCUCCGCUCAGCUGCUGUGCGCCCUGCCGGAGCUGCGGGCCCUGAGCGCGCAGGCCGAGGAUUACCUGUGCUACAAGCACCUGAGCGGGGAGGUGCCCUGCAACAGCCUGCUCGUCGAGAUGCUGCACGCCAAGCGGCUCUGCUCCUGA
Molecule: messenger RNA, 1434 nt
Organism: Conger conger (European conger)
Lineage: Eukaryota; Metazoa; Chordata; Actinopteri; Anguilliformes; Congridae
Product: steroidogenic factor 1-like
Exons: 7
Coding region: 1-1434 (477 amino acids)
Biological process (GO): tissue development; hormone-mediated signaling pathway; regulation of transcription by RNA polymerase II
Cellular component (GO): RNA polymerase II transcription regulator complex
Molecular function (GO): RNA polymerase II cis-regulatory region sequence-specific DNA binding; zinc ion binding; nuclear receptor activity
Source: RefSeq, a predicted model, not a curated record